Messenger RNA from Suillus paluster, 4331 nucleotides. RefSeq lists its product as uncharacterized. Gene Ontology annotation, molecular function: protein binding. The record is from RefSeq and is a predicted model, not a curated record. The transcript has 15 exons. Bases 1 to 4092 code for a protein of 1363 amino acids. NCBI's taxonomy places the organism in Eukaryota, Fungi, Basidiomycota, Agaricomycetes, Boletales, Suillaceae.
AUGACCUUACUCCAUGUCUACUUUGCACUACGCAAACAGCAAUCCUUCCACCGCCUGCUUAACGGCGGUCCUGGACAGCCUUCCACCUCCGUCAGUACCAGCAGUGGAAAAUCAUGGAAGCGUGCGGGGGCAUUGAACAUAUCCCUCGAAAUCAACGCUCUCGAUGCACUUGGCCGGUCCGUUCUGCAUCUAGCAUGCGCCUCCACCGAGCCUUCAAGCUUGGAGUAUGUCCGCAUGCUCCUUGCCCACCCGGCUAUCAAUGUCAACGUAUUGGACAAGGAGAGCCACUGGACACCCUCACAUAGAGCCCUAUAUGCGGGCAACGUCCCCGCCGCGAUUCUCCUUUUGAAGCGCCCGGAUAUUGACAUGUCCAUCAAGGACUUCGAAGGGUACACUGCUUACGACGUCUAUAACUCAACCGUGAGAUCUACAAAGCCUACUGCGGACGAAGAGGCUCUUGCAGAGCUGUUUACCUGGGGCACGAACAGAAACGCAGCGUUGGGACUGGGAGAUGGUAAUGAUAGAUCACAUCCUGACCAGGUCGUCGUUCCCCGUAAGGACGAUGUAGCGCGUCAGUACAACAAGACCCUGGACGACCGCUUCGCCCCGAUUCACGUCCAGCAAGUGUCAAUGUCUAAGCUCCACACAGUUGUACUCACAUCCGAGCCUCGGGAUAACAUCCGCGUGUGCGGCUUUGGUAGUGGAGGACGUUUGGGUCCCAGUCAACAUACGCAGUAUAGUCUCAUGCCCCUUCCUGACAUCAAGCACACCAUCGAGUCCGUUGCACUUGGCCAAGACCACACCGUCGCACUCACUUCGACUGGAGAAAUUCUCACAUGGGGACUCAAUCGCUUUUCUCAGCUUGGCUACGUCAUCGAGGUCUCAUCUUCCGGAAAACAUGACGAGCCUAUCCAGGCCACGCCGCGGAAGGUCGGUUCUUUGAAGAAAGAGGUUGUCAAAGGCGUUGCAGCAUGUAAGACCGCUUCUGCUUGUUGGACAAGUACGGAAGUAUGGACGUGGGGCACGAACGGCGGGCAGCUUGGGUACGACAAGGCGUUGGUGCCAGUCCAAGUGCUUCCUCGCAAAGUCUCCAGCAUAGUGAAGCCCGUCCACGCAAUAGCGAUGACGGAAACCCUAAUGGCGUGUCUACUUGUGACGGGCGAGGUCGUUUUCCCUACCCAGAGAUUCCCCUCAGAGAUCUCCGUCUACCGACCCCCGCAAGCGGUCAAGGGUCAGACAAUCACCAAGCUCACGAGCUGCGACGAUACCAUCGCGGCCCUCUCGUCGAGUGGGGAAGUAUUUACAUUUACUUCACCAUCUGUUGGAGAUGGCGAUUCCGCGAAGAGUUCCUCUGCAUUCAAGCCCCAGCGCAUAUGGGCGCUGAGACGCCAAUUCAGUGCUGUGCAGGACGUCGACAUUGGGGCAGACGGAACUGUCAUAGUCUGUACUCGGUCCGGUCACAUCUAUGUCCGCUCGCGGGGCGCCAAAGGAGGUCAGGGCACCGGUGCCAAAGCAUUCAAAUUCCAGCGCAUACCGUAUAUGCAGCGUGCUGUUGCUGUCUGCGCAAACAGCACUGGGGCGUUUGGGGCUCUGCGCGUUGAUUUCAAGCCGCCACCUAUUCACAUCACUACACAUUCGUUUUCAUCUGAUAUUGCUAAGAUCCAACCAUACCUAGGUCUUUCAUCGCGUGCAGAGCCAUCGCCUACUAUGCCAAACGUGACGACUCCUCUCUUGGAUGCUGAUGAAGAUGUCGAGGACGCGUCGAUCCUGGACGAUAUUGGCGAUCUCUCAAAGUUGCUUCAUGAUAUUGCAUUGCCAUAUAACGCCGACGCGAUUAUUAUCACUUCUGGUCCACUACAUCUUCCCGCUCAUCGACUCAUUCUCUCCGUGAGAUGUCCAGUGUUGGGAGACGUUUUGCAUGGCGGUCGUCUAUUACACGAUGAAUCAUCGGGAAUCGAGGUCAGUCUCGUCUCAGCAGACAGGGUCCGCAAGAUCCAGAUCCUCGGGUGUCAUCCUUUCACGGUCCUAAUUCUCCUUCGAUACUUGUACUCGGACGAACUCCUCGCCAUCUGGGAUUUACGCAUCGGAACCCCCUUCGGAUCUCAAUUUCAAACACUCGAUUUGAAACCCGUAGCUGUCAAGGCAGAACUUCAAUCACUUGCACGUAUAUUGGGUCUUCAGCUUCUUUCGAAAGCACUUCGUUCGCCAGGAAAGCGAGUUCCGACUCCUUCGCAGGCAGAAGACUUCCGCCUGCUCUACGAGAGAACCCAGUCACCUGGGCUUUUGCGAAGAAAUACAAACGAAGAUUCUUUUGCGCCUGACGUCGCGCUCCACCUUGCCGACGAAGUAGUUGUUUGGAGUCACUCUGCGGUGCUACAAGCCCGCAGUCCAUUCUUUGCCAGCUUCUUUGGAGAUAGCGCGUGGACAUCUAACCGUCGUGAUAAGUCGGGUAUCAUCGAUGUCAAUCUCAAGCAUUUGGAGUGGCAAGUGAUGGAAUAUGUCGUUCGAUGGAUGUGUUAUGGAGAUGAGAACUUGUUUGAAUCUCUUGACUUUGUGCAAGGGAUAGAUGACUUACUAUCCUUUAUGUUUUCUGUUAUUUCCGCAGCAAACGAACUUCUACUCGAUCGCCUGAUGCUUCUUUGCUCUCAAGUCAUUUUGAAGCAUCUCGAUGCCUACAAUGUGUGCUAUCUUCUCACUGACGCAAUGCAUUUCAACGCGACCCAUCUCGUCGAACGCCUGCAAAGUUACAUCACAGCAAAUUUAGAGAUGAUGCUAGAGGGUCGCAUGCUCGAGGACCUCGACCCUGGCGUCGUGCGACAGCUUUCCGAGUAUAUCUGUAAUGCGCAGAUGACGAAGUCCCUCGUCUCUCGUUCGAACUUGCUGGCGAAUGAGGCGCUGCGGAAGCACGCUGAGUGGCUUGCUCAACAGGAUAUUCCAGUUGUGUUUGCACCCGCAGACAGGCCACAAGUUCACAGGGAUUCUCCGAGGUUGUUGGCUUCGGGCUCGACGAGGACCUCUCCGAUGUCUGUGCGUCCGGCGGCAGAUUCACGCAAGGUUGAUACUGGGCCGGUAGGAGACGAGCUGUUCGCGAUGGACGAAUCCCUGCGGUUGCUGGACCGUCUGGACCAGUACCAAUAUGGAAACGGCCUGUCUCUACGCCUAGGUAUGACUGAUCUCAAGGCUAUUAUGGCAGAGGCUGAGAACACCAGGGUCCUCGGUGCUGCAAGUAGACCAGCGCACGGUGCUAUGGGCAAAUCUAGUCAGGAGUCUUUGACACAGGUGGCUACGCCACAACGUAGAACCGUUGGUUCGUCGUCGAAACCCGACGCCUCACCGACACCGCGUCGAACGCCGUCUGAUCUUGACUUGGGGAAGUCAUCUUCGUUUCCAGAAUCACCCGCCGCCGCAAAGCCAAUGCAUACGAGAACACCUCAGCGGCCGGCUCCUCAAGCCGGGCCGUCAUCUUUGAAGCCUCAGUCGAACACACCUUCACUCGGCCCUGUUUUUUCACCAGUUCGUCAGGCGCCUUUGACAUCCAGUUCACCGGGUCCUCGACAUGUUUCGAAUACGGGUGCUGCAUGGACACUUCCGCCUGUUCAACCAGUGGUGCAAUCGAGCGUUGCAUCAUCCUCGCUUUCGUUUGCUGAGAUACAGCAGUCACAGCUGUUGCAGGGGAUACCUGCACCAAAAGACAAGCGAUCGCUCGUCGAGAUACAAGAAGAGGAGCGAGCCGUUCAACUAGAGGCAGAUUUUAUGAAAUGGUGGGCGGCGGAAGAGGCGCGUACUCAAGCAGAAGCGCAUAGGGCUUCUGAAGCGCUACGUGCUACUCCUACUAAGAGUAAGGACCGAGGAGGGAAGAGGCAAUCUUACAGCACUCGUCAGAAGCCUGGUGAAGCACACCCUACGCAGAGUUCUAGCCGUUCCAGGAAGGGGGGAGGAGGGGGGAAACUUUCGCAGUCCACGACACCGGCGGCUGAUGGUGAAAUGCCGCAGGCUGGAGGCUCUAGUCGGAAGAGUCGAGGGAAACAAUCUGCUAGGUCGACGGUAGAUGGAUCCAUCCCUGGUCGACAGGCCAAGAUUGAAACCAUGUAGCAAGCCUUGAGCCAGUUGGACUACUUAUAAAGAUCGCCGCGGACUCAGGAUGCAUGUAGUAAUUUCAUGAUGAACACUCGUCCGUGUCUCUCGUAUGUGUAUUAAGGCAUGCAAACUUCAUACAUUCAUUAGCAGGAACUGGAGAGGCUGCGGCGUUGUGCUGCUGAUUGAAGCUUGCGGUACAUCAAUCCUCUCCCUUUCGUUUGCAGAACUAUCGAAGAAGUCCCCGGCGAGGACGA